Molecule: messenger RNA, 1848 nt
Organism: Pyrus x bretschneideri (Chinese white pear)
Lineage: Eukaryota; Viridiplantae; Streptophyta; Magnoliopsida; Rosales; Rosaceae
Product: ultraviolet-B receptor UVR8
Exons: 11
Coding region: 148-1590 (480 amino acids)
Source: RefSeq, a predicted model, not a curated record
CUCUCUCAGUCCUUUUGCUUUCUUCUCCGGUCUCGCUGUAACUUUCCCACUGAAGCUUUCGCUAGAGAGAGAGAGAGAGAGAGAGAGAGAGAGAGAUUUUGUUCUCAGAUUUGUUACGCGAGAAAACGAGGUCGUUUCGGAUCGGCGAUGGACUGCAAUGAAGGGGUAAGAGGAGGCUCGACGAAAACGGAGGAUCGGGGAGAAGCUCUGGUGUAUAUGUGGGGAUAUCUUCCCGGAGUAUCGUCGGAGAAGUCUCCAACACUGUCUCUGACGCCUGUGCAGUUCCCGAAUCGGAUGGACGGUGGGGAUUCGUGGAAGGACGUCUGCGGCGGCGGUUGCGGAUUCGCCAUGGCCAUCUCGGAGUGUGGGAAGUUGAUGACGUGGGGGUCGACGGACGACGAGGGGCAGAGCUACGUCGUUUCAGGGAAGCACGGGGAGACGCCGGAGCCUUGUCGUCUCCCAAAUGAGGCUUCAAUACUCAAGGCUGCUGCCGGUUGGGCCCAUUGCGUUUCUGUUACGGAGAAUGGUGAAUUAUACACAUGGGGUUGGAAAGAGUGUGUCCCCUCUGGGAAUCUUAUCGGUGAUCUGGGUAUGGUGGGACGCCUUCAAAGGGAUACUACUGGGAAUCAAAGUUCAUUACUAGUUGAACAAGUAAACUCGGUGCCUCAAGGCUUCAAUCUGACUAGUGGGACAGUAUCUAAUCUUGACAGCAAAAGGGCCGGAGAGGACAUUGCAAAGCGGAGGAAGAUUUCGUCAGCUAAACCUGAAUCUGAAAGCUCAACAGGUAGUGAAGAAUUCUUCACUCCCUCUCCUUGUCUUGUAACUCUGGGUCCUGGAGUGAGAAUCACUACUGUUGCAGCUGGCGGACGCCACACUUUAGCAUUAACAGAUAUGGGACAGGUGUGGGGUUGGGGCUAUGGAGGCGAAGGACAGCUAGGUUUGGGUACCAGGGUAAAGAUGGUUUCUUCUCCUCAUGUCAUACCCUGUAUUGAGCCAUCUACUUCUGGGAAGGAUAGGUCUUCUGUGGUAUCUCAAGGUUCAAAAGUUCCUGGAAGUUGUGUGAAGGAGAUUGCUUGUGGAGGCCGGCACAGUGCGGUAGUAACAGAUGCUGGAGCACUGCUUACGUUUGGCUGGGGGCUCUAUGGACAGUGUGGGCAAGGGAAUACAAAUGAUCAGCUACGACCAAGUUAUCUGAAUUCAUUAUCCGGUACUAAAGUGAAAAACAUCGCUGCUGGACUAUGGCAUACUCUAUGUAUAUCUGAUGAUGGUCGUGUACAUGCUUUUGGUGGGAAUCAGUUUGGACAGUUGGGAACAGGUGGCGACGAGGCUGAGACUCUACCUAAGAUAUUGGAUUUUCCGGGUUUGGGAAGCAAGCAUGCAAAAGUAGGCUCCUGUGGCGCCCGACAUAGUGUCAUUCUAACAGAAGACGGCCAGUUAUUUAGUUGGGGGUGGAAUAAGUAUGGCCAGCUUGGCCUGGGCGAUUCCGUGGAUAGGAACACUCCUUCUCAAGUUUCUAUAGAAGGUUGCCUACCGAAAAAUAUUGCAUGUGGCUGGUGGCAUACGCUACUUCUAGCCGAAAGACCCAUUUGAGUUGGGGCCAAUCGAUGAUGACGAUAGAAAAGGAAUGACUUGUUAGGAGGACCAACCUCCACUAGCCUGUGUUAUUAGCCGAAAGACCCAUUUGUAUCAGUUGUACAUUAUUUCUAUGCGCACAUUCGCGAGCCGUACGGCCAUGUGUUCCAUUCUUUCUAGUUUUUAAGAUGCUGGUUUUCAUCAAAUUGCAUAGAAAUCUUAAUUUGUACACAGACAAUUAAGUACUCGUACUGAUAAUUUACAGUCUUCUGAUGA